Molecule: messenger RNA, 1229 nt
Organism: Zea mays
Lineage: Eukaryota; Viridiplantae; Streptophyta; Magnoliopsida; Poales; Poaceae
Product: UMP/CMP kinase 1
Exons: 7
Coding region: 161-829 (222 amino acids)
Biological process (GO): pyrimidine nucleotide biosynthetic process; 'de novo' pyrimidine nucleobase biosynthetic process
Molecular function (GO): ATP binding
Source: RefSeq, a predicted model, not a curated record
UGCUGCAACUAGUAGCACUGGCUUCAUCUAGAGGGACCGUCUCCUCUCCUGCACCCAGACUCCUCUCUCUCUCUCUCUCUCUCUCCCCUCUGUGUGCGGUGUGCCCUGGCCUCCUCCGCCGCCAUUGCAGCGAGCAAGAUCAAUCCCUCUGCUGCCAUUCAUGAGUCAAGCUGGGGCAUUCCCUCCUGGGAAGAAGAUCACGGUGGUGUUUGUCAUAGGCGGCCCAGGCAGUGGCAAGGGCACCCAGUGCUCCAAGAUUGUCAGACACUUUGGAUUCACCCACCUGAGCGCUGGCGACCUCCUGCGCCAACAAGUUCAGUCAGAUACUGAACACGGUGCCAUGAUCAAGAACCUGAUGCACGAAGGGAAGCUCGUGCCGUCCGACAUCAUCGUCAGGCUCCUGCUCACGGCCAUGCUCCAGAGCGGAAACGACAGGUUCCUCGUCGACGGAUUCCCUCGAAACGAGGAGAACCGCCGAGCGUACGAGAGCGUUAUUGGCAUUGAGCCUGAGUUGGUGCUGUUCAUCGACUGCCCAAGGGAGGAGCUGGAGCGGCGCAUCCUGCACCGCGAUCAGGGAAGAGACGACGACAACGUCGACACUAUAAGGAAGCGGUUUCAGGUUUUCCACGACUCCACUCUACCUGUUGUUCUGUACUACGACAGAAUGGGGAAGGUCCGACGGGUAGAUGGCGCCAAAUCCGCUGAUGCAGUCUUUGACGAUGUGAAGGCUAUAUUUACUCAGCUACUGACCACUCAGGUCCACUCACUCACUCACAUUUAUCUUCCUUUUUUUUUUCCAAUUGAUUGUUCUCUCCUGAUAAAGCCUUGAAAAAACAUCGGCGCUCGUCCGUCUAUCCUCUUUUUGUUUCACUAUGUAUAUAGGCAAGCCAAGGUGGCAAUGCGAGCAGCAGGCGGAGCAAUCCGCCGCUUUGUUCAGUGCUCUAGGAUGAAGCAACAUACCUCCAGCUCCAAAUAAAAAAAAGAGGAUUUCAGAAAACACACACUUGCUGUGCGUAUGUGGUGUGUUCGUGCUGUGCUGUGCUGUGCUGUGCAGAUUUAAUGGCUUGUUAAAAAGAAACAGAGAAUAAUGGCCCUCCCCAGCUGCAGCUGGUAUGGUUGUUCGCUCAGUGGCAGCACUAGAGGCUGCGAGCCUGCUGCAAACACACAGCUUGUAUUUCUAAUUGUAAAAUGUAGCGAAAUGGAUGAAUGUGAUGUGUGCAACUCAUUCA